GCUCACAGCAGUCACAGCUACAGCGGUAGGCAAUUUUGUUUAUAUUUGGAAAGUAAAAAAUUGAGAAAAUGGCACAUGUGCUUGUACCCGAAAUUCCAAGUCCUGGAUUUUCCUUCGAUUUGUGUUAUAGAAAUGGCAUGAUGGCAAAGAAAGGUUACCCUGCUCCCCAGGCACAAAAGACUGGAACAACUAUUGCUGGUAUAAUCUACAAAGAUGGUGUGAUUCUUGGUGCCGAUACUAGGGCCACUGAAAACACCAUUGUUGCUGACAAGAAAAGUCAGAAAAUUCAUUAUCUCGCCAAGAACAUGUAUUGCUGUGGUGCUGGCACUGCUGCUGACACUGAUAACACUACAGAAUUGAUUUCCAGCCAGCUGGAAUUGCAUCGUCUCAAUACUAACAGGGUGCCUCGUGUUGUAACUGCUGCUCGUAUGUUGAAACAGAUGCUAUUUCGUUAUCAAGGACACAUCAGUGCUGCUUUAGUGUUGGGAGGAGUAGAUUCCACUGGACCUCACCUGUACUGUAUUUAUCCUCAUGGAUCUGUUGAUACAUUGCCAUUUGUUACAAUGGGCUCAGGUUCACUGGCAGCUAUGUCGAUUUUUGAAAGCAGGUGGAAACCAGAUAUGUCUGAAGAGGAAGGAAAAGCAUUGGUUGCUGAUGCUAUUCGUGCUGGUGUAAUGCACGAUCUAGGAUCAGGUAACAGCAUUGAUCUCUGCAUCAUCCGCAAAGACUAUAAUGUCGACUAUCUCCGGCCGUACGAGUUGACCUGCCAAAAAGGUGUAAAGCAGGGCUCGUACCGUUUUAAAAAGGGAACAACGGCGAUUCUUACUCAAUCCGUUAGGCCCAUUAUCGUUGAAGAUUCGAGUGUGCGCUCGAUUGAGCCCGAACGUAUGGAAGUUUCGCCGUGAAAAUGUUAUGUGCAUUAAUAAGUUAACAAGUUCAAGAUAAGGGUCAAUAAAAGUGAUUUAUAUUUAUCCUUUUUCAUGGUUAUCAAUAAAAAUUUAUUUCAUA
This is a messenger RNA of Copidosoma floridanum, 1008 nucleotides long. RefSeq names its product Proteasome beta2 subunit (gene Prosbeta2). The record is from RefSeq and is a predicted model, not a curated record. Gene Ontology annotation, cellular component: cytoplasm; proteasome core complex. Gene Ontology annotation, molecular function: threonine-type endopeptidase activity. Lineage: Eukaryota; Metazoa; Arthropoda; Insecta; Hymenoptera; Encyrtidae.